Salvia splendens (bonfire salvia) is the source of this 925-nucleotide messenger RNA. RefSeq names its product probable transmembrane ascorbate ferrireductase 4. The transcript is spliced from 4 exons. NCBI's taxonomy places the organism in Eukaryota, Viridiplantae, Streptophyta, Magnoliopsida, Lamiales, Lamiaceae. Gene Ontology annotation, molecular function: oxidoreductase activity. The record is from RefSeq and is a predicted model, not a curated record. Bases 102 to 806 code for a protein of 234 amino acids.
CCACAUAAUCAUUAUUGCGUCGGUGGCUAACUGUUUCUCAUCACUAGACACUACCACUAUGGCCAAGAAAGUGCUCUGAAAAUCAAGGUUACUCUGAGGCCAUGGCCGCAGCUUUGACUUCUUCAUUUCCUGUCCUCUUCUUUGCAAGAUUUUCAGCUUGUCUAGUUGCACUGCUUGUAGUAAUAUGGGCUCUUCACUUCCAGGAUAGCUUCAUUCCUCACUCCCCAAUCCAAGAAGAACACAUUUACGCUGUUAUGCACCCUUUGUUAAUGGUGAUUGGCUUCAUCCUCAUCAGUGGAGAAGCCAUUUUGGUGUACAAAUGGUUGCCUGGUUCAAGAAAUUUGAAGAAAUUAGUCCAUCUCUGCCUCCAAGGUGUGGCUUUGGCUUGUGGAAUUUUUGGGAUUUGGACAAAAUUUCAAGGCCAAGAUGGAAUUGUUGCUAAUUUUUACAGUUUACAUUCAUGGAUGGGAAUAGUCUGUAUGUUCCUGUUUGGGGCUCAGUGGUUGUUUGGAUUCAUGAGCUUUUGGCAUAGGGGCGAGGUGCGGACGACGAGGCUAAAGGUACUUCCUUGGCAUGUCUUCCUAGGUUUGUACACAUAUGGUUUAGCCGUGGUAACAGCUGAGACAGGGCUUCUUGAGAAGCUCACUUUCUUGCAAACCUUGGGAAACGUGUCUAAGCGUUGCCCGGAGACAGCGGUCGUCAACGGUUUAGGGCUCAGUUUGGCCCUGCUGAGCAGUGUUGUGAUUGUGGCAGCAGUUACACCACCAAUGCGCCAAAUUUCAGACAGGAAGCACUCUUCUUUCUAGCUGAAAAGAAUGCUGUUACAUUGUACAUAUUGAUAUACAUGCUUUGUGAUGUGAUGUGUUAUUUCUGAAACAGUAAUUACUUUUGUCACUUUGCAUUAUACUAGUGUCUAGUUGAGUUA